AUGGAAAAGAAGUUGUUGCUAUCGAAGCACUCACUCGCUAGUUACGACAACCAUGCCUCCGCGCUUCUCAGUCCAGUCUUCCCUGAAGGCAUUGACCAGUACAGCAUUCAAUCCCAGAAAUGGUUGAUUAUUACCGUGCUAACCAACGAUCGUCUAGGAUCUGUCCCCGGUCCGUUGUCCAAUGCGUUUUACUCCUCCAUCAGGGCCGUGUCUAGCAAGGCUCAAGUGCGCAGAAAGCAUGAUCCCUUUAUGAUGGCUCAGGCGCGCCAGCGCAAGGCAGCCAAUGUGUCCCGCCAAAAAGUGCUUGCGGAGGAGCGGGAAUCCUCGCUUGGUGACCCCGUGAAGAGCAAACCGACACCCUUUAUCCGAGAAAUGACAGCGAUACAAACCGACCCGCUUGUUUCGUCUUCUAUCACCGAAGAUCUUAACCAUUACUUGAAGUCCAACGAGUUGGACGCCGCCCUGGGCUUCUCCAAGAACCUGACUGAACCGCUCCAAAAUCCCGAUCGCAACACAGCCGAUCCUCAAGCCGAACAGGAGGCAAUUGAAACGCACAACAACCAGCACAGCAAUGCGCAAGAAGCGAUCAACAGAAUUGUGAACCUCGAUAAUGGAAACAACAAGGACCGGGUGCGCCUGAACAUUGCUAAGUGCAUUGAGACGUUCGGUCGACACUACACAGAUUCAAGUCUUCCACCAAAGCCAUCAGCUGUGGCCCAUGCAUCGGCUCCCAUUCAUCCGACACGCGCGCCGCGUGUUGGACCCGAUACCGGCUCUGCUGAGGUGCAAGCCGCGAUCUUGACAGUGAAGAUCCUGAACCUCUCCCGCCACCUCGAAUCUGCAAACAAGGACAAGCACAACAAACGCAACUUGCUAGUCCUCGUCCACAAGCGCCAAAAACUGCUGAAAUACCUCCGCAGAAAGGAGCGCGGAGGUCCCCGGUGGCAGAACUUGAUGGAUACAUUGGGAUUGUCUGACGCUGCCUGGAAGGGACAGAUUGCCCUAUAA
Messenger RNA from Penicillium soppii, 1008 nucleotides. RefSeq names its product mitochondrial 37S ribosomal protein uS15m. Lineage: Eukaryota; Fungi; Ascomycota; Eurotiomycetes; Eurotiales; Aspergillaceae. The transcript has a single exon. Gene Ontology annotation, molecular function: structural constituent of ribosome. Gene Ontology annotation, cellular component: ribosome. Bases 1 to 1008 code for a protein of 335 amino acids. Gene Ontology annotation, biological process: translation. The record is from RefSeq and is a predicted model, not a curated record.